This is a messenger RNA of Alternaria arborescens, 1242 nucleotides long. RefSeq lists its product as hypothetical. The transcript has 4 exons. NCBI's taxonomy places the organism in Eukaryota, Fungi, Ascomycota, Dothideomycetes, Pleosporales, Pleosporaceae. The record is from RefSeq and is a predicted model, not a curated record. Bases 1 to 1242 code for a protein of 413 amino acids.
AUGGCCGAAACCGCAGCUGUCGACUACACUUUGGCGAACCCAGAUACUAUCACCAAGUACAAGGUCGCCGCCGAAAUCUCCCAGAAAGUCCUCAAGGAAGUCUCCGGAUGGAUCGCCGCCGAUGCCAGCAUUGUCGAGCUCUGUGAGCGCGGUGACAAGCUCCUAGACGAGGAGGUUGCCAAGGUCUACAAGGGCAAGAAGGUCGUGAAGGGCAUUGGACACUGCACCACCAUCUCCCCGAGCGCCUAUAUCACUCCGUACACACCACUCAAGUCCGACACCGAGGAAGCCGCCACGACACUGAAGGAGGGAGAGGUUGUCAAGAUCCAGUUGGGUGCCCAGAUCGAUGGCUUCUGCGCAAUUGUUUGCGACAAUGUCAUUGUUGGCGCCGCUGAGGAAGUCACCGGACGCGAGGCAGAUCUCAUUCUGGCUACACACUACGCCAACGAGCUCCUGCUCAGGUUGAUGGUACCUCCAAGCUUGAUCCCCCACAGCGAUGAGGAGGAGCAAAAGAAGGCUGCAACAAAGAAGCCCUACACCCAGAGCCAGAUGACCAACAUGCUUGAGAAGGUUGUCAAGGCCUACGGCUGCAACCUCGUCGAGAGCACUACCAUCUGGCAAUUCGACCACAACGAGAUAGAAUCCAAGAAGAAGAUCAUCCUUGCGCCUGGUGAAGGUGUCAGGGGUGACGGUCUUCCUGAGGUCGGUGAGGUGUGGGGUGUUGAGAUGGGUGUCAGUCUCGGAAGCGGCAAGGUCAAGAACAAUGGCAACAGGACUACUCUGCACCGACGUACGGCUACCACCUAUCAGCUCAAGCGUCCUACCUCGCGAAGCCUCCUGUCUGAAGUAGUCAAGAAGUUCGGUACCUUCCCCUUCAGUCUGCGACAGCUGGAGGACGAGAAGGGCGCCAAGGUUGGUGUUGUCGAGUGUGUUCGUACUGGUGUACUUCGCCAGUACGAAGUCGUCGUUGACAAGGACAACCAGCCCGUAGCUAGGGUGUUCUCAACUGUUGCAAUCACCAAGAACGGAAUGCAGCGCCUAGCUCAACCUACUGCCAUUGACACUUCCAAGUACAAGUCUGACAAGAAGAUCGAGGACGAGGAGAUCCUCAAGAUUCUGGAACAGCCUAUUGGCAAGACUUCAGCAAAGAAGAACAAGAAGAAGAAGAAGAAGCCUGCCAAGAAGGCCGCUGAGGGCGGUGCCGCCGCUGAAGAGGAGGAGGACGAUGAUGACGAAGAGUAG